AUGCGGCUCCUGCUCCCGCGGCCGCCAAGCGAGCGAGUCGACGCGAUCACCGCGAUGCUCGAGACGGCGAGCGAGGAGGAGAAGCCGGCGCUGCUCCUCGCUCGCGCGGAGUUUGUCAAGCAGAUGGUCUCGAUCCGGCUCGGCGGGAGCGGCACACGCGGCAUCACGCAGAAGCUGCUCGAGGCCGAGGCCGGCUGCCGCAUCGCCGUGCGGGGCAAGGGCUCGAGCCGCACGAAGAUGCUCUUCGGCGGGGACGACGAGGAGCAGCAGCCGCGCCGAGGCAUCCUCUCCUCGGAGGAAGAGCCGUGCCACGUCGUGAUCCGCGGGCCGACUGGCGCGGCGGUCGCGCUGGCCGCGGCUCGCUUCGCGCCUCCGCGGCGAGGUGGUGCCGAGGGCUGGUCGUCGGUGGCAAAGACGAAGGCGCUGCUCGACAUCCUCCUCGACUUCAAGCUGCUGACGGGCGGGGCACGCGCAGCUCCUCCCGCUGUCGGGCUGGGCCCGCUCGGAGGAGAGAGGCUGCUGAUGGCGGAGCUGGGCGAGCUGGGAGCAGGGACCGAGCCGCCGCCCGCCGAGCCGCCGCCGCCUUGGGCGGAGCUCGGGCGGCAGCAGGAGCUGGAGCGGCAGGCGCCUGGGCGUACCCGCCACCAGGGGCUUACGGGUACCCCGCCAUGCACGGGUACCCUCGGCUCACGGCCGCAAUGA
This is a messenger RNA of Emiliania huxleyi CCMP1516, 702 nucleotides long. RefSeq lists its product as hypothetical. The record is from RefSeq and is a predicted model, not a curated record. Bases 1 to 702 code for a protein of 233 amino acids. The transcript is spliced from 9 exons. Gene Ontology annotation, molecular function: RNA binding. NCBI's taxonomy places the organism in Eukaryota, Haptophyta, Isochrysidales, Noelaerhabdaceae.